Molecule: messenger RNA, 1975 nt
Organism: Nyctereutes procyonoides (raccoon dog)
Lineage: Eukaryota; Metazoa; Chordata; Mammalia; Carnivora; Canidae
Gene: ACSF2
Product: acyl-CoA synthetase family member 2
Exons: 16
Coding region: 48-1877 (609 amino acids)
Biological process (GO): fatty acid metabolic process
Molecular function (GO): medium-chain fatty acid-CoA ligase activity
Source: RefSeq, a predicted model, not a curated record
UCCUCGGGCCGGGACGCGCGUAGAGAGCCCUGGCCAUCUACGUCGGGAUGCUGUGCCUCGGGAGGCUGUGUGCCGGGACCCCAGGGGUGCUGGGGGCCCGCACCGUCCUGGCCCGGGGUUGGCAGGAAGCGAGAUUGCAGGGCGUCCGCCCCUUCAGUUCUGGAGAAGUGGAUCACACUGUCCUCCUGCCCACUGGAGGCCUCAGCUACAUCCAGGGCCCCACCAGACAUAGCCUUAUCCACAAGACUGUAGGGCAGUGCCUGGAAGCAACAGCGCAGAGGAUGCCUGACAUAGAGGCCUUGGUCAUCCCCCACGAAAACAUCAGGGUGACCUUUGCCCAGCUCCAAGAGGAGGUGGACAAGGCUGCUUCUGGGCUCCUGAGUAUCGGUCUCUGCAAGGGCGACCGGCUGGGCGUGUGGGGACCCAACUCCUAUGCGUGGGUGCUCCUACAGCUGGCUACCGCUCGGGCGGGCAUCAUUCUGGUGUCUGUGAACCCAGCCUAUCAGGCUAUGGAGCUAGAGUAUGCUCUCAAGAAGGUAGGUUGCAAAGCUCUCGCUUUCCCCAAGCAAUUCAAGACUCAGCAAUACUAUAACAUCUUGAAGCAGAUCUGUCCAGAGGUGGAGAAGGCCCAGCCAGGGUCCUUGAAGAGUCAGAGGCUCCCAGAACUGACCACACUCAUCUCGGUGGACGACCCUUUGCCGGGGACCCUGCUCCUGGAUGAGGUGGUGGAAACUGGAAGCAAAGAGCAGCAUCUGGCCCAGCUCCGGUACACCCAGCAGUUCCUGUCCUGCCAUGAUCCCAUCAACAUCCAAUUUACCUCGGGGACGACAGGCAAUCCUAAGGGGGCCACCCUCUCCCACUACAACAUUGUCAACAACUCCAACCUGAUAGGGGAUCGUCUGAAGAUGCACCUGAAGCCGCCAGAGGAGAAACGGAUGAUCCUGCCCAGCCCCUUGUACCACUGCCUGGGUUCUGUAGGGGGCACAAUGGUGAGCGUGAUGUAUGGUACCACCUUAAUCCUCUCUUCUCCGACCUUUAAUGGCAAGAAAGCACUGGAGGCCAUCAGCAAAGAGAGAGGCUCCUUCCUGUAUGGCACCCCCACAAUGUUCGUGGACAUUCUGAACCAGCCAGACUUCUCCAGUUAUGACAUCUCGACCAUUCGUGGAGGUGUGAUUGCUGGGUCCCCUGCACCCCCAGAGCUGAUCCGAACCAUCACUGACAAGCUAAACAUGAAGGAUCUGGUGGUGGCUUAUGGAACCACGGAGAACAGUCCCGUGACCUUCAUGAACUUCGAGGAGGACACUGUGGAGCAGAAGGCAGAAACCGUGGGCAGAAUUCUGCCUCACACAGAGGCCCAGAUUGUGAACAUGAAGACAGGAAACCGAGUAGAGCUGAACACACCCGGAGAGCUGUUCAUCCGAGGGUACUGCGUCAUGCUGGGCUACUGGGGUGAGCCCGAGAAGACCAAGGAAGCAAUUGGACCAGACAAGUGGUAUCGGACAGGAGACAUCGCCGUGAUAGACAAACAGGGCUUCUGCAAGAUCGUGGGCCGCUCCAAGGAUAUGAUCAUCCGGGGCGGGGAGAACAUCUACCCCGCAGAGCUUGAGGACUUCUUUCACAAACACCCGCAGGUGCUGGAAGUGCAGGUGGUGGGAGUGAAGGACGCUCGGAUGGGAGAGGAAAUCUGUGCCUGCAUUCGCCUGAAGAAGGGGGAGAAGACUACGGAGGAAGAGAUCAAGGCUUUCUGCAAAGGGAAGAUCUCCCACUUCAAGAUUCCUCGAUACGUCGUGUUUGUCACAGACUACCCCCUCACCGUCUCAGGGAAGAUCCAGAAAUUCAAACUUCGAGAGCAGAUGGAACAACAUUUAAACCUGUGAAUAAGGGAUUGAGGGGUCCUCACAAGCCCUCCCUGCCCUUCCCCCACAUUCCCAUCUGUCUUUGUGACUUGACAUAAAGAGCUUCUCUGUUUUCUUUG